AUGGUCGUCCCGCAAGCGCUCGCCUACGCAUCGAUCGCCACCCUUCCUGUCGAGUACGGCCUGCUCUCGGCAUGGGUUGCUCCCCUUGUGUAUGCUGUUCUCGGCACUUCGCGCGACAUCGCUGUCGGGCCAACCGCCAUCAUGUCGCUCAUGGUAGCACAUGCUGUGGCCUCGAUGGAGGCUCCCGCUGACAAGGUCGCUGCCGCGGCUGUGCUCUCGUUCUUGGCCGGCGCUACCCAAAUCCUGGCGAGCCUUGUGCGCGCCGGCGGCUUGGUCUCGUUCCUCUCUGCGCCCGUCAUCGAUGGCUUUGUCUCGUCAGCUGCCGUCACCAUCGGCUUUGGCCAGCUUCAUCACUUCUUUGGCUCCUCGGGCUCGUCGGUCUCGUUCUACGACGACGUCGUCCGCACCUUUGAGCACUGGGGCAUCAAUGUCCGCGACCACUGGCCAGAUCUGCUUUUGGGCAUGGGAGGAGUCGCGGUUGUGGUUGCUCUCAAGGCUGCUCGCGACGCAUGGGGCUCGUCGUCGCGGCUCUGCCGCGCCCUCGGCACCGCUCGCAACGCCAUCGCCGUCCUCGGCAGUACCGCCUUUGUGGUCGGCUAUCAGGCCGCCUGCGGCCACUCGCUUGACUGCCGUGCAUCGUGUGCCUCCUCGCCAUUUGCGCUCACUGGCCACGUGCCGUCUGUCUUUGCCUCCUCGUUUACCGUCCCUUCGCUUGGCUCGCUCCCGCGCAUCGGCGCCGCAAUCGGCCCGUACGUCCCGCUGGCAGCCGCCGUCGGCUUCCUUGAGUCGAUAUCCAUUGCCAAGGCAUUCGGCGCCUCGCGUGGUUACAACGUUGGGCCUUCGCAAGAGCUCUUUGCGCUGGGCAUGGCCAAUGUGCUCGGUUCGUUUGCCUCGGCCUUUGUGGUCACAGGCUCAUUCUCGCGCUCGGCCGUGCAAUCGCGGUCGGGCGCCCGCUCGCCGCUUGCCGGCAUCAUGUCGUCUGUCAUUGUCCUCCUCGCCAUCAACCUGCUCACGACGCUCUUUUGCUUUGUUCCUAAGGUCUCGCUCGCCGCCAUCAUCAUCACCGCCGUUGUGCCGAUGUUCGAGGCCUCGCACUGGGUCUUUCUCUGGCGGACGUCGCCGGCUGAGACUGCUGUUGCCGGCUGCACCUUUGUUGCCUGCCUUGGUCUCGGCAUUGCCUACGGCAUCGCCAUUGGCCUUGGCGCCUCUAUCGUUGCCCUGCUCUACCUCAACUCCCACCCGCGGAUCGAGGUCUCAUUUGUCGAGGAUGCAACUGUUCUGCACCUCGCCGGCCCGCUCCUCUUCCCCGCCGUUCCGCGGCUAGAGGCUGCCGCCAUGGGCCUCCUUACCGAUCCGCUCCCGCCAGUCGCGGUCAUCCUGGAUCUUGCCGCCAUGCCAUCGCUCGACGCAUCGGGAAUCCGCCUUCUCGAGCGCAUCGUCGCCGCCUACCGCGUCGCCGACGUCCCCAUCAUGGCGGCUGGCGUUGGUGAGCGCCCGCUGGCCACCCUCCACGCCUCGGCCGCAGACCUCCACACGCUCCUCGCACACGCCUCGGCCGACGUCGACAACGUAUUUUCGGCCAUCCGCGCCAUGCCGUUUACCCUUGUACGCCGCCGACUGCCACGCCGACCGCCAUCGCCUAGCGACUCGCUCCUGCCGCGAUUUUCGCUCCAGGCCCCGUCUGGUACCCACCCACGUGGAUAG
Thecamonas trahens ATCC 50062 is the source of this 1704-nucleotide messenger RNA. RefSeq names its product sodium-independent sulfate anion transporter. Gene Ontology annotation, molecular function: sulfate transmembrane transporter activity. Lineage: Eukaryota; Apusomonadida; Apusomonadidae. The transcript has a single exon. Bases 1 to 1704 code for a protein of 567 amino acids. Gene Ontology annotation, cellular component: membrane. Gene Ontology annotation, biological process: transmembrane transport. The record is from RefSeq and is a predicted model, not a curated record.